Adelges cooleyi (spruce gall adelgid) is the source of this 342-nucleotide messenger RNA. Its product is annotated as bolA-like protein 2. Gene Ontology annotation, cellular component: cytosol; nucleus. The record is from RefSeq and is a predicted model, not a curated record. Gene Ontology annotation, biological process: intracellular iron ion homeostasis. Bases 61 to 318 code for a protein of 85 amino acids. NCBI's taxonomy places the organism in Eukaryota, Metazoa, Arthropoda, Insecta, Hemiptera, Adelgidae. The transcript is spliced from 3 exons. Gene Ontology annotation, molecular function: 2 iron, 2 sulfur cluster binding.
GGCGUUAUACAAUUUUCGAUUGUUUUUAUUUUUUUAGUUAUAAAUUAAUAAUUUAUUGUAAUGGUCAUAAGUGAAGAUUAUUUGAAAAAUAAAUUAACUGAUAAACUCGACGCUUCAUAUGUGUCAGUUCAUGAUGACUCUGAUGGAUGUGGUGCCAAGUUUAGUGUAAUUGUUGUGUCAGAUCGCUUUGUUGGAAAACCUUUGCUACAACGUCAUCGUAUGGUAAAUGAAAUUCUUUCUGAUGAACUUAAAGAAAUACAUGCAUUUUCUCAGAAGACAUUGACAACUGAACAAUGGAAUAAUAUGAAUAAAAACUGAUUUGUCUUCUACAACUUAUUUUAC